Molecule: messenger RNA, 2196 nt
Organism: Carya illinoinensis
Lineage: Eukaryota; Viridiplantae; Streptophyta; Magnoliopsida; Fagales; Juglandaceae
Product: serine/threonine-protein kinase SAPK2
Exons: 11
Coding region: 297-1373 (358 amino acids)
Biological process (GO): intracellular signal transduction; protein phosphorylation
Molecular function (GO): ATP binding; protein serine/threonine kinase activity
Source: RefSeq, a predicted model, not a curated record
CCCAACAUUUCCCUUCUAACCUGUACCAUACUCAACGUGUCUUACAUCUCUUGCUCCCUCUCCAUUUUUCAAGAGCUCUGCCUUGUAUAAGACUCAAAUGAUAAUAAAUGAGCUGAGCAACACCCACACUAGGCUUAAGCCUCUCCAACACAAGCAUUGAUUUUCCUUCUGUUUUGUUCUCCUCUGGUUUUCCUAGCCGUCAGUAAACGGGUAAGCGUUGGGAAAGAAGACAGUGGGUGGCUGGGGAAAGAUCGAGCUUGCUUUGGAUAGUCUUCUUUUUUGGUAUUUUUGAAACUAUGGAACGGUAUGAGAUUUUGAAAGAAAUUGGGUCUGGGAAUUUUGGGGUAGCCAAGUUGGUUAAAGAUAUGUGGACCGGGGAACUCUUUGCUGUUAAGUUUAUUGAGAGAGGCCAGAAGAUUGAUGAACAUGUGCAAAGGGAAAUCAUGAACCACAGAUCACUGAAGCAUCCUAAUAUUGUUAGAUUCAAAGAGGUUGUGCUAACACCAACACAUUUAGCGAUAGUAAUGGAGUAUGCUGCUGGAGGUGAACUCUUUGGGAGGAUAUGCAAUGCUGGUAGAUUUAGUGAGGAUGAGGCAAGGUUUUUCUUUCAGCAAUUGAUAUCAGGGGUCAGCUACUGUCAUUCAAUGCAAAUCUGUCAUAGAGAUCUUAAACUUGAAAACACACUCUUGGAUGGCAGCACCGCACCACGUGUUAAAAUAUGUGAUUUUGGGUACUCAAAGUCAUCAGUCUUCCAUUCACAACCAAAGUCUACCGUAGGGACGCCAGCUUACAUUGCACCUGAGGUCCUUUCUAAGAAAGAAUAUGAUGGAAAGAUUGCAGAUGUUUGGUCCUGUGGUGUCACCUUAUAUGUGAUGCUAGUUGGGGCUUAUCCAUUUGAAGAUCCUGCUGACCCGAAAAAUUUCAGAAAAACAAUUGUGCGGAUACUUAGUGUCCACUACUCAAUUCCUGAUUAUGUUCGAGUUUCAAUGGAAUGUAGACAUCUUCUAUCUAGGAUAUUUGUAGCUAACCCCGAAAAGAGAAUAACAAUCCCAGAAAUUACAAACCACCCCUGGUUCUUGAAGAACUUGCCUAUAGAACUGAUGGAAGGUGUAAGCUGGCAGAGCAAUGAUGUAAAUAACCCAUCACAGAGCAUCGAGGAAGUAUUGUCCAUUAUUCAGGAGGCAAGGAAACCUCUCGAGGUCCCCAAGGUUGGUGCGAAUAUCCUUGGAGGCAGCAUGGAUCUCGAUGACUUGGAUGAUGAUGCAGAUCUUGAAGAUACAGAAAUAAGUGAUUACAGAGUCUUAUCAUCAAGAUCUCUGUUGAGAAUGACUUUCAAAUGCAAGAGACAGGCCUUUUUUGAGACGAGCUGUUGAGAAGCCAGAAGGGAAAUAAAACGCUUAAAUAUACACAAUUGAUGUUGGCUUUGCCAUUAGCCAUGAUGCACCUGGUUGGGACUUGAAACCAUAGAGAGACCCUUCCAUUACUGGAACGAUGAUCCCUUUUACAUCCCAAUGGGCUUCGAAUAUCAAAACUUUAUUCAUUGAAAUUCUUAUGCUCAUAUAAUAUUUUUAAAUAUUAUUUAUUGUUUUUUAAUCAUUAUUUUUUCAACAUUUCUUAAUAAAAAAAUUUAAUAAUUCAAGAAUUAUUUAUUAUUUUUCACUUAUCUAUCAAUCACUUAAUCCCAUAUUAAUGACGAAAAAAGUAAUCAUGUUUAAGUUGUAUAACUAUUCUUUUAAAAGAGUAUAUUCUUCGGUGCCUCGAUGCACUGCGUUUUAUCCUUUAAUUACUUUGCUAUAUCUCGUUCAAAUUAUACAUCGGGGGAGGGUACAAAGGAGAAAAAUGUUAGCAACUAAACUACUAUUAUAUUAUCGUAUGAGAACUCGUUAUAUGGGCCGAGCUCCCCAUUGUUCUCUGCUCUCUAUAGUUGUGGACUACAUUUGUUAUUAUUGGGCUCUGCCUUGGCCCAACAAAUAAUCAAAUCAUUUUUAAAAAUAAAUAAAUAAAGAGCGGCUCCGAGGCCGAGCGCAUUGUACAAAACCCUAAAAUCAGAUCGAACGAGGCAGUCUUGAUUCUUUCGCUUUCUCGCCUUCGUUUGCAGCCGCCUCUGCUGCCUCAACUCGUUCCCAGUCCAGCAGUACUCCAGAGUUUCUCUCCUCGAAGAUGAAGUUCAACAUUGCGAACCCUACUACGGGGUGC